Molecule: messenger RNA, 393 nt
Organism: Emericellopsis atlantica
Lineage: Eukaryota; Fungi; Ascomycota; Sordariomycetes; Hypocreales; Bionectriaceae
Product: Mss4-like protein
Exons: 4
Coding region: 1-393 (130 amino acids)
Molecular function (GO): carbon-sulfur lyase activity
Source: RefSeq, a predicted model, not a curated record
AUGUCGAACCAAGGCCACUGCAAUUGCGAGAGUAUCAAGGUGACGCUGGACCCGGAGCUGCAGAAGAACACUCUAUCAUGUUUUUGCUCAAACUGUCAGAGAGCGGGUGGCCUCUUUGCACCAAACUACGUCGUGGACGAGGAGCAGGUUCAGAUCCAUGACACAAGGGGCACGCUCAAGACCUUUAUUGCGAACGCGAAUUCGGGCAACAAAGUUGAUCGCUCGUUCUGCGGCGACUGUGGUAGUCCCGUGGUGACCCGAACCCCUACCUUCCCAGGCAAGGCCAUCAUCAAGGCUGUCCUGUUCGACACGAUUGCUGCACCAGCUCAGGAGAUCUUCACGCACCGUCGCCCUCAGUGGCAGAAGGCCGCCGAUAGCGCCGAGCAAGGUUGA